CUUUACCAAUGAGACGACUACGUUUCGUUACUUCAUGUAUCAGAUUUUUUUUGUGUUAGACAAUUUCUCCCAGUAUAUAAUGAGUUUUCGUAUGAUAAAUGUACUACCCAACUGGCACCCAUUCGAAAAAAAAACUUUCGCAACCAUCUCAGCAGCAUCUGCAGCACAUGGGGCAGAGAACACUUCAAGACGUUUGACGGCGAUGUUUACCACUUCUCCGGCUCGUGCGAAUAUAACCUGGCUUCAGACUGCCACAUGUCCAUGCAGGAGUUCUCAGUGCAUAUAAGGAGGGAGCAGAAUGAUGGGAACCCGACUCUCCGCUAUGUGGUGGUCUCCAUCAAUGACCUUGCCUUCCAUCUCACAAAGGAAGUGGUCACUGUUAAUAACCAACCGGUAUCAAUGCCAUACUAUAAUGGUGGAGUACAAGUGGAGAAUAAUGGCGUCUACAUCAAACUGCAGUCUAAAGUUGGCCUUGUUGUCAUGUGGAAUGGUGAUGAUGCUGUCAUGUUGGAGGUUGAUCGCGACUAUGCUAAUCGCACUUGUGGACUCUGUGGUGACUACAAUGGUGUUCCUGUCUACAAUGAGUUGAUUAACAAUGAUCGAGUACUUAGCCACAUUGAAUUCGGCAACAAUCAAAAAGUUCAUCAUCUAAAUGAAGACUGUGAAGACCCAUUUGAGGAGUAUGGCGAACCGCUUGAUGAUGUACCACUCGUAGAGUCGUGUGAAGAGUUUAAAACCAUCUGUACCCAAAUGCUUCUUUCAGAGUCCUGGACCCCCUGCACCCAACUUAUUGACCCUGCUCCAUACGUGAAAGCUUGUGUUCAGGACAUGUGUGGCUGCAACAACCGUACAAAUGACUUUUGUGUCUGCAGCACACUUUCCGAGUUCUCACGACAGUGUUCCCACGCUGGUGGACAGCCUCCCAACUGGAGGACACCACAAUUCUGUGCCAAGCAGUGCCCAUACAACAUGGUGUAUGAGGAGAGCGGUUCUCCAUGCAUGGACACGUGCACGCACCUGGACACAAGUUCACUGUGUGAGGACCACAAAAUGGACGGCUGCUUUUGUCCUCCCGGAACUGUGUUUGAUGAUAUUUCAUUGAGAGGAUGCAUCGCUCUAUCUGAAUGCCAGUGCAAGCGUGACAGAAUCUACAACUCCAGCGAGGGCUACCAACAUGACAAGGAGAAAUGUACGUGUUUUCAGGGCAGAUGGUCUUGUGAGUAUUUGGAGACACCAGCGACAUGUGCAGUGGAAGAGGGCUCACAUGUAACCACCUUUGAUGGGAAAUCUUACACGUUCCAUGGAGAUUGUUUUUACACGCUAGCCAAAGUGGACAGCAAGGAUGCAUCAAGUCCAAAGUUUACCAUUCAGGUCCAAUUAGCAGCUUGUACAAACCAAGAGUUUGACACUUGUCUCAAGGCCGUGAAAAUCCUUCUUAACAAUGACAGAAACAAUGUACUGAUGUUCAUUUCUGAUGGGACCGUAAAACAGAACCAACAAUCCAUCACUUUGCCGUACCAAACAGGGGACAUCAACAUAUUCCACGCGUCGUCUUUUCACAUUUUGCUCGAUACAUCUUUUGGCUUGCAAAUUCAAAUCCAGCAUGUGCCUCUCAUGCAAAUUUAUGUCAGGCUGGAGCAGAGUUACAAGGGGAAGACGCGCGGUUUAUGUGGCAACUACAACCUUGCCUUGUAUGAUGACUUUAAGACGCCUCAGGGCAUUGUUGAAGGAACGGCAACAACGUUUGGUAACACCUGGAAGGCCAACCUCAUGUGUCGAGACACGAGGGAGAGACUUGAUGACCCCUGUUCUCUUAGCAUUGAAAACGAGUUGUACGCCAAACAUUGGUGCGCCUUGCUGUUACGUCCGAAUAGCACCUUUGGACAAUGCCAUUCAUCCGUGGACCCUGAUGUUUACUACAAGCGCUGCACUUACGCCAGCUGCAAUUGUGACAAGAGUGAAGACUGUCUGUGCGCUGUCUUCUCUUCCUAUGCCCGGGCUUGUGCUUCUAAUGGAGUCUUCUUGACUGACUGGAGGGCAAAUGUUUGCGACAAAUACACCAAGAGCUGUCCAGCAUCUCAGAUCUUCUCAUACAAACAUCAACGCUGUGAGCUGACUUGUAGAUCAUUAAGUUCAACACUGCAGACUUGCUCCUCCGACUUCCUGCCUGUGGAUGGCUGCUCCUGCCCUGAGGGUCAAUACCUUAAUGAAUAUAACGUCUGCAUCCCCAAAGAGAAAUGUCCCUGUCAUCACAAUGAGGCUAUUAUCAAGCCUGGGAAGUCCAUCAACAUUAAGGAUGAGCACUGUGUGUGCAGGAAUGGGGUGCUUCAUUGCCACUCUUGGAGAGCCCGCUCAUCAACAUGCCCUCCACACAAAGUGUUCUUCAACUGCUCGAAUGCUGGCUCAGGAGAACUCGGAGUCCAAUGUGCACCUUCUUGUUUAAAUCUGGAUAAUGAUGAAUGUGACUCCAGCGAGUGCGAGUCCGGAUGUCAGUGUCCUGUUGGCCGUUUUGAUGAUGGCAAAGGUUUCUGUGUGGAAAAAUCGGAUUGUCCAUGUCAGCAUAAUGGACAACUCUAUGCCUCUGGAACACAAAUUCCUAAUCACUGCAACACGUGCACUUGCAAAAGCGGAAAAUGGAAUUGUACAGAGGACAAAUGCUCAGGAACAUGCAUUAUUUAUGGAAGUGGCCAUUACAGUACAUUUGAUCAGCGAACAUAUGCGUUUCAAGGACACUGCAGCUAUGUUGCAGUCAAGAACAAAUGUGACAAUAAAACAGCAGAGGACAACAUUGGCGUCAUUACAGAGAAUGUACCAUGUGGCUCUACGGGUACCACAUGCUCAAAAACUGUCCGAAUCCAGUUGGGGCGAAUGGAAAUUAAACUAUCAAAAGGAAAAUAUGAAGAGGUGGACCUAGGACAAGGCAGUCAGAUAAAGUACACAAUAAGGAAGGUUGGCAUGUAUCUGGUCGUAGAAUCUGCUAUUGGACUCGCGGUCAUGUGGGAUCGCAAAACAACUGUCCGCAUCCUCUUGGAACGUCAACAUGGUGGAGAAGUAUGUGGCCUGUGUGGAGAUUUUGAUGGCAACGGACGGAAUGACUUCACUACUCAGGACCAGCUUCUAGUGAGCAGUGUUUUAGAAUUUGCCAACAGCUGGAAAACCAGCAGCAGUUGCCCAAAUGUGGAAGCAAGCCCCGAUCCUUGUGUCGCAACACCAAACCGACAUCACUGGGCCAAAAUGAUGUGCGGCAUUAUAAAUGGAGAAACAUUCAAAGAAUGUCACAAUAAGGUGAAUCCACAGCCUUAUUAUGAGAACUGUGUGAAAGACUCAUGUGCCUGUGACACCGGAGGCGACUGUGAAUGUUUUUGUACUGCAGUUGCAGCUUAUGCUCAGGCUUGCAAUGAAGCCGGUGUGUGUGUGGCAUGGAGAACACCAGAUAUUUGUCCUGCCUUCUGUGAUUACUAUAACAACCCACAUGAAUGCAGGUGGCAUUACAACCCAUGUCAUCAACCAUGUUACAAGACCUGCUUAAAUCUGGAGGGAAUUUGUAGCAACCCCUUACCCCAACUGGAGGGCUGUUAUCCUGUGUGCCCGGAAGAUAAGCCCAUAUUUGACGAGGAACACCAGAUAUGUGUCGAGGAAUGUGAAGGUUGCUUUUACAACGGGACAAGAUAUGAUGAAUAUGAAGUUAUUUACAAUGUGACUGACAACCUGGGAAUGUGCUAUUAUGCAAUAUGUAUAAAUGCAACAGUGAUAUUUGGAAAUGAAACCUGCUCCACUACAACAGUGCCUCCGAUAACAACUUCAACUCCUGUGACUGAAUCUUCUACUACCACUGAAGGACCAACUACCACCUACACAAAACCUACAGUCUCAACAACAGGACCUCCUACUACCACUGAGGAAUUAACCACAACAACACAAUCAACUACUCUUUCAACAGUACCUGUCACGACCACUGAAAAGUCUACACCUCAGACAGAAACUACAAGUAGGGAGCCAACCACAACCACAAAAUCGACCACGCCACAAACAGAGCCUCCAACGACAACUGAAGGAAAAACCACAACAAAAUCAACAUCCCAACCAACAGAGCCGCCCACAACAACUGAAGUCCCAAGCACAACCCCCAAACCAUUAACAACAACACCCAUUGCAAGUUCAACCACCACAAUAUGUGUUACUGGAACAGAACAACCCCAAAACACGACUGAAGGAGUGUCCACCACUACAACGAAAUCGACAAUACCCCCAACAACACCUCCAACUACAACUGUGGGAACAACCACAAAAUUUACUUCACCAUCAUCUGGACCCACCUCUACGACUCAUGGCCCAAAAACCACAAUAUCAUCUACCACAAUUUCCACAACAUUUGAGGAACCUGUAACUGGAACCACAGAAAGCCCGGGUACUGCUCCUGUUGUUAGCAACACUACAACACCAUCCGGACUCCCUACGACAACUGAAAGACAUACAACCACCACCUCCAUGUCAACUACCUUGUCAGCAGAAACUGUCACAACUGAGGGUCAGACAACUACAACAAAAUCUACCACCACACCGGCAAAACCCUCUACAACAACUGAAGGUCCUACUACCACAAUAAAAUCUACAACAACAUCAGGAGGUCCCACCACAACAACUGAAGGUCCCACUACCACAAUAAAAUCUACAACAUCAGGAGGACCCACCACAACAACUGAAGGUCCUACAACUACAACAAAAUCUACCACCACAACAGCAAAACCCUCCACAACAACUGAAGGUCCCACUACCACCACAGAAUAUACAACUACACCAGCAGGACCCACCGCAACGACUGAAAGUCCCACAACAACAACUAAAUCGACAACCACACACGCCGGACCUACAACAACGACUGAAGGUCCCACAACUACAACACAAUCUACUACCACAUCAGCAGGACCCACCACAACAACUGAAGGUCCCACCACGACCACAGAAUCUACAACCACAUCAGCAGGACCUACUACAACCACAGAGGGUCCCACUACGACAACUAAGUCUACAACCACAACAGCCAGACCCACCACAACAACUGUAGGUCCCACAACUACAACACAAUCUACUACCACAUCAGCAGGACCUACUACAACCACAGAGGGUCCCACUACUACAACUAAGUCGACAACCACUACAGCAGGACCCACCACAACAACUGAAGGUCCGACAACUACAACAAAAUCUACCACCACAACAGCAAAACCCUCCACAACUACUGAAGGUCCCAUAACAACAACACAAUCUACAACCACACCAGCAGGACCUACAACAACAACUGAAGGUCCCACGACUACAACAAAAUCGACAACCACACCAGCUGGACCUACAACAACAACUGAAGGUCCAACUACGACAAAGAAAUCUACCACCACACCAGCAACACCCUCUACAACAAGUGAAGGUCCCACUACGACUACAGAAUCUGCAACCCCACCAGCAGGACCUACUACAACAACAGAGGGUCCCACUACAACAACUAAAUCUACUCCCACAUCAGCCGGACCCACCACAACAACUGAAGGUCCCACAACUACAACACAAUCUACUACAACAUCAGCAGGACCUACUACAACAACAGAGGGUCCCACUACGACAACUAAGUCGACAACCACUACAGCAGGACCUACAACAACAACUGAAGGUCCCACAACAACAACACAAUCUACUACCACAUCAGCAGGACCUACGACAACCACAGAGGGUCCCACGACGACAACUAAAUCUACUACCACAUCAGCCGGGCCCACCACAACAACUGAAGGUCCCACAACUACAACACAAUCUACUACCACAUCAGCAGGACCUACUACAACAACAGAGGGUCCCACUACGACAACUAAGUCGACAACCACUACAGCAGGACCUACAACAACUGAAGGUUCCACUACCACCACAGAAUCUACAACAACACCAGCAGGACCCACCACAACAACUGAAAGACCCACAACAACAACACAAUCUACUACCACAUCAGCAGGACCCACCACAACAACUGAAGGUCCCACCACGACCACAGAAUCUACAACCACAUCAGCAGGACCUACUACAACCACAGAGGGUCCCACUACGACAACUAAGUCUACAACCACAAUAGCCAGACCCACCACAACAACUGUAGGUCCCACAACUACAACACAAUCUACUACCACAUCAGCAGGACCUACUACAACAACAGAGGGUCCCACUACGACAACUAAGUCGACAACCACUACAGCAGGACCCACCACAACAACUGAAGGUCCGACAACUACAACAAAAUCUACCACCACAACAGCAAAACCCUCCACAACUACUGAAGGUCCCACAACAACAACACAAUCUACUACCACAUCAGCAGGACCCACAACAACAACUGAAGGUCCCACGACUACAACAAAAUUGACAACCACACCAGCCGGACCUACAACGACAACUGAAGGUCCAACUACGACAAAGAAAUCUACCACCACGCCAGCAACACCCUCUACAACAAGUGAAGGUCCCACUACGACUACAGAAUCUACAACCCCACCAGCAGGACCUACUACAACAACAGAGGGUCCCACUACAACAACUAAAUCUACUACCACAUCAGCCGGACCCACCACAACAACUGAAGGUCCCACAACUACAACACAAUCUACUACCACAUCAGCAGGACCCACGACAACAACUGAAGGUCCCACCACGACCACAGAAUCUACAACCACAUCAGCAGGACCUACGACAACCACAGAGGGUCCCACGACGACAACUAAAUCUACUACCACAUCAGCCGGGCCCACCACAACAACUGAAGGUCCCACAACUACAACACAAUCUACUACCACAUCAGCAGGACCUACUACAACAACAGAGGGUCCCACUACGACAACUAAGUCGACAACCACUACAGCAGGACCUACAACAACUGAAGGUUCCACUACCACCACAGAAUCUACAACAACACCAGCAGGACCCACCACAACAACUGAAAGUCCCACAACAACAACACAAUCUACUACCACAUCAGCAGGACCCACCACAACAACUGAAGGUCCCACGACUACAACAAAAUCGACAACCACACCAGCCGGACCUACAACGACAACUGAAGGUCCAACUACGACAAAGAAAUCUACCACCACGCCAGCAACACCCUCUACAACAAGUGAAGGUCCCACGACGACUACAGAAUCUACAACCCCACCAGCAGGACCUACUACAACAACAGAGGGUCCCACUACAACAACUAAAUCUACUACCACAUCAGCCGGACCCACCACAACAACUGAAGGUCCCACAACUACAACACAAUCUACUACCACAUCAGCAGGACCCACGACAACAACUGAAGGUCCCACCACGACCACAGAAUUUACAACCACAUCAGCAGGACCUACGACAACCACAGAGGGUCCCACUACGACAACUAAAUCUACUACCACCGCAGCCGGACCCACCACAACAACUGAAGGUCCCACAACUACAACACAAUCUACUACAACAUCAGCAGGACCUACUACAACAACAGAGGGUCCCACUACGACAACUAAGUCGACAACCACUACAGCAGGACCUACAACAACAACUGAAGGUCCCACGACUACAACAAAAUCGACCACCACAACAGCAAAACCCUCCACAACAACUGAAGGUCCCACUACCACCACAGAAUCUACAACAACACCAGCAGGACCCACCACAACAACUGAAAGUCCCACAACAACAACACAAUCUACUACCACAUCAGCAAGACCCACCACAACAACUGAAGGUCCCACUACGACAACUAAAUCUACUACCACAUCAGCCGGACCCACCACAACAACUGAAGGUCCCACAACUACAACACAAUCUACUACCACAUCAGCAGGACCCACGACAACAACUGAAGGUCCCACCACGACCACAGAAUCUACAACCACAUCAGCAGGACCUACGACAACCACAGAGGGUCCCACGACGACAACUAAAUCUACUACCACAUCAGCCGGGCCCACCAUAACAACUGAAGGUCCCACAACUACAACACAAUCUACUACCACAUCAGCAGGACCUACUACAACAACAGAGGGUCCCACUACGACAACUAAGUCGACAACCACUACAGCAGGACCUACAACAACUGAAGGUUCCACUACCACCACAGAAUCUACUACCACAUCAGCAGGACCCACCACAACAACUGAAGGUCCCACGACUACAACAAAAUCGACAACCACACCAGCCGGACCUACAACGACAACUGAAGGUCCAACUACGACAAAGAAAUCUACCACCACGCCAGCAACACCCUCUACAACAAGUGAAGGUCCCACGACGACUACAGAAUCUACAACCCCACCAGCAGGACCUACUACAACAACAGAGGGUCCCACUACAACAACUAAAUCUACUACCACAUCAGCCGGACCCACCACAACAACUGAAGGUCCCACAACUACAACACAAUCUACUACCACAUCAGCAGGACCCACGACAACAACUGAAGGUCCCACCACGACCACAGAAUUUACAACCACAUCAGCAGGACCUACGACAACCACAGAGGGUCCCACUACGACAACUAAAUCUACUACCACCGCAGCCGGACCCACCACAACAACUGAAGGUCCCACAACUACAACACAAUCUACUACAACAUCAGCAGGACCUACUACAACAACAGAGGGUCCCACUACGACAACUAAGUCGACAACCACUACAGCAGGACCUACAACAACAACUGAAGGUCCCACGACUACAACAAAAUCGACCACCACAACAGCAAAACCCUCCACAACAACUGAAGGUCCCACUACCACCACAGAAUCUACAACAACACCAGCAGGACCCACCACAACAACUGAAAGUCCCACAACAACAACACAAUCUACUACCACAUCAGCAAGACCCACCACAACAACUGAAGGUCCCACUACGACAACUAAAUCUACUACCACAUCAGCCGGACCCACCACAACAACUGAAGGUCCCACAACUACAACACAAUCUACUACCACAUCAGCAGGACCCACGACAACAACUGAAGGUCCCACCACGACCACAGAAUCUACAACCACAUCAGCAGGACCUACGACAACCACAGAGGGUCCCACGACGACAACUAAAUCUACUACCACAUCAGCCGGGCCCACCAUAACAACUGAAGGUCCCACAACUACAACACAAUCUACUACCACAUCAGCAGGACCUACUACAACAACAGAGGGUCCCACUACGACAACUAAGUCGACAACCACUACAGCAGGACCUACAACAACUGAAGGUUCCACUACCACCACAGAAUCUACAACAACACCAGCAGGACCCACCACAACAACUGAAAGUCCCACAACAACAACACAAUCUACUACCACAUCAGCAGGACCCACCACAACAACUGAAGGUCCCACGACUACAACAAAAUCGACAACCACACCAGCCGGACCUACAACGACAACUGAAGGUCCAACUACGACAAAGAAAUCUACCACCACGCCAGCAACACCCUCUACAACAAGUGAAGGUCCCACGACGACUACAGAAUCUACAACCCCACCAGCAGGACCUACUACAACAACAGAGGGUCCCACUACAACAACUAAAUCUACUACCACAUCAGCCGGACCCACCACAACAACUGAAGGUCCCACAACUACAACACAAUCUACUACCACAUCAGCAGGACCCACGACAACAACUGAAGGUCCCACCACGACCACAGAAUCUACAACCACAUCAGCAGGACCUACGACAACCACAGAGGGUCCCACUACAACAACUAAAUCUACUACCACAUCAGCCGGACCCACCACAACAACUGAAGGUCCCACAACUACAACACAAUCUACUACCACAUCAGCAGGACCCACGACAACAACUGAAGGUCCCACCACGACCACAGAAUCUACAACCACAUCAGCAGGACCUACGACAACCACAGAGGGUCCCACUACGACAACUAAGUCGACAACCACUACAGCAGGACCUACAACAACAACUGAAGGUCCCACGACUACAACAAAAUCGACCACCACAACAGCAAAACCCUCCACAACAACUGAAGGUCCCACUACCACCACAGAAUCUACAACAACACCAGCAGGACCCACCACAACAACUGAAAGUCCCACAACAACAACACAAUCUACUACCACAUCAGCAGGACCCACCACAACAACUGAAGGUCCCACCACGACUACAGAAUCUACAACCACACCAGCAGGACCUACAACAACUGAAGGUCCCACGACUACAACACAAUCUACUACCACAUCAGCAGGACCAACCACAACAACUGAAGGUCCGACAACGACAACAAAAUCUACCACCACAACAGCAGAACCCUCCACAACAACUGAAGGUCCCACUACCACCACAGAAUCUACAACAACACCAGCAGGACUCACCACAACAACUGAAAGUCCCACAACAACAACUAAAUCAACAACCACACACGCCGCACCUACAACAACGACUGAAGGUCCCACAACUACAACACAAUCUACUACCACAUCAGCAGGACCCACCACAACAACUGAAGGUCCCACCACGACCACAGAAUCUACAACCACAUCAGCAGGACCUACUACAACCACAGAGGGUCCCACUACGACAACUAAGUCUACAACCACAACAGCCAGACCCACCACAACAACUGUAGGUCCCACAACUACAACACAAUCUACUACCACAUCAGCAGGACCUACUACAACAACAGAGGGUCCCACUACGACAACUAAGUCGACAACCACUACAGCAGGACCCACCACAACAACUGAAGGUCCGACAACUACAACAAAAUAUACCACCACAACAGCAAAACCCUCCACAACUACUGAAGGUCCCACAACAACAACACAAUCUACAACCACACCAGCAGGACCUACAACAACAACUGAAGGUCCCACGACUACAACAAAAUUGACAACCACACCAGCCGGACCUACAACGACAACUGAAGGUCCAACUACGACAAAGAAAUCUACCACCACACCAGCAACACCCUCUACAACAAGUGAAGGUCCCACUACGACUACAGAAUCUACAACCCCACCAGCAGGACCUACGACAACCACAGAGGGUCCCACUACGACAACUAAAUCUACUACCACAUCAGCCGGACCCACCACAACAACUGAAGCUCCCACAACUACAACACAAUCUACUACCACAUCAGCAGGACCCACGACAACACCUGAAGGUCCCACCACAACCACAGAAUCUACAACCACAACAGCCAGACCCGCCACAACAACUGUAGGUCCCACAACUACAACACAAUCUACUACCACAUCAGCAGGACCUACUACAACAAAAGAGGGUCCCACGACUACAACAAAAUCGACAACCACACCAGCCGGACCUACAACGACAACUGAAGGUCCAACUACGACAAAGAAAUCUACCACACCAGCAACACCCUCUACAACAAGUGAAGGUCCCACUACGACUACAGAAUCUACAACCCCACCAGCAGGACCUACUACAACAACAGAGGGUCCCACUACGACAACUAAGUCGACAACCACUACAGCUGGACCAACCACAACAACUGAAGGUCCGACAACUACAACAAAAUCUACCACCACAACAGCAAAACCCUCCACAACUACUGAAGGUCCCCCAACAACAACACAAUCUACUACCACAUCAGCUGGACCCACCACAACAACUGAAGGUCCCACUACGACCACAGAAUCUACAACCACGCCAGCAGGACCUACAACAACAACUGAAGGUCCUACGACUACAACAAAAUCGACAACCACACCAGCCGGACCUACAACGACAACUGAAGGUCCAACUACGACAAAGAAAUCUACCACCACACCAGCAACACCCUCUACAACAAGUCAAGGUCCCACUACGACUACAAAAUCUACAACCCCACCAGCAGGACCUACUACAACAACAGAGGGUCCCACUACGACAACUAAAUCUACUACCACAUCAGCUGGACCUACCACAACAACUGAAGGUCCCACGACUACAACAAAAUCGACAACCACACCAGCCGGACCUACAACGACAACUGAAGGUCCUACAACUACAACAAAAUCUACCACCACAACAGCAAAACCCUCCACAACUACUGAAGGUCCCACUACCACCACAGAAUCUACAACAACACCAGCAUUGCCUACAACGACAACUGAAGGUCCCACGACUACAACAAAAUCGACAACCACAUCAGCCGGACCUACAACGACAACUGAAGGUCCUACUACCACAAUAAAAUCUACAACAUCAGGAGGACUCACCACAACAACUGAAGGUCCCACUACGACAACAAAAUCUACUACCACACCAGCAGGACCCACCACAACGACUGAAAGUCCCACAACAACAACUAAAUCAACAACCACACACGCCGGACCUACAACAACGACUGAAGGUCCCACAACUACAACACAAUCUACUACCACAUCAGCAGGACCCACCACAACAACUGAAGGUCCCACCACGACCACAGAAUCUACAACCACACCAGCAGGACCUACAACAACAACUGAAGGUCCCACUACAACAACUAAGUCUACAACCACACCAGCCAGACCCACCACAACAAUUGAAGGUCCCACGACUACAAUUAAUUGGACAACCACACCCGCUGGACCUACAACAACAACUCAAGGUCCCACAACUACAACACAAUCGACUUCCACAUCAGCAGGACCCACCACAACAACUGAAGGUCCCACUACGACCACAGAAUCUACAACUACACCAGCCAGACCUACAACAACAACUGAAGGUCCCACUACCACAAUAAAAUCUACAACAUCAGCAGGACCCACCACAACAACUGAAGGUCCCACUACGACCACAGAAUCUACAACUACACCAGCCAGACCCACCUCAACAACUGAAGGUCCCACGACUACAAUUAAUUGGACAACCACACCCGCUGGACCUACAACAACAACUGAAGGUCCCACGACUACAACAAAAUCGACAACCACACCAGCCGGACCUACAACCACAACUGAAGGUCCCAGUACCACAAUAAAAUCUACUACCACACCAGCAGGACCCAUCACAACAACUGGAGGAACCACGACUACAACAAAAUCUACUUCCACACCAACAGGACCGACCACAACAACUGAAGGUCCCACUACGACAACAAAAUCGACAACGACAACAGAAGGUCCCACUACUACAAUAAAAUCUAGUACUACACCAACACCAACUGAAGGUCCCACUACCACAAUAAAAUCUACAACAUCAGGAGGACCCACCACAACAACUGAAGGUCCCACUACUACAACAAAAUCUAGUACCACACCAACAACAACUGAAGGUCCUACUACUCCAGGUCAAACUACAGUAUGCUUCUGUGUUAUAAAUGGCAAGCAUUAUAGACCAGGGGAAGUCAUUCUAGACAUGGAACACAUUGGAUCCGGGAUAUGUCUCACUAUGAUAUGUUCAGAUAUUUGUGAGAUUAACAAUAAGACCGAAGCUUGCUGGACCACACCCUUGCCAAAACCUACACCCUCUGUUCCGACCUGCCCAGACUGGGAAGUCGCACAAAAUGAGACCUUCUUGUUAUGUAACUGCACUAUGGCUAGAUGCAUUGAAAACAACACAAUAGAAAUAAUUCCCUAUGAAUGCCCACCCUUAAAGAAUAUCACUUGUUCCAAUGGAAAGAAACCUGUUCUUGUUUCUGAUAAAGACCACUGCUGCCAUCAGUACGCUUGUGACUGUGAAUGUAAAGGCUGGGGAGAUCCUCAUUAUAUUACAUUUGAUGGAAUGUACUACAACUAUCAGGGAAAUUGUACUUAUGUCCUUAUGGAGGAGAUGAAACCAAGACAUUACUUGAAGAUUUAUAUUGACAACAUCUACUGCGAUCCUAGUAAACAUGUUUCCUGCCCAAGAUCAUUAAUUAUAUCCUAUAUCUCAGAGGUGAUUGUCCUUAAGAGUCAAAAUCUUGUUGGAGCAGCAGAGCUGGAGGCAUUCAAAGAUGAAAAACGCUUGCAAAUUCCCUAUAUACAAAACGGAAUUAAGAUCUUCUAUUCUGGCAUCACCAUGGUUGUGGAGAUUGUGCCUUUGGAAGCAACGAUUACUUUUGGACUGAGUGAUUUUACAGUCAAUCUACCUUAUAAAUAUUUUGGCAGCAACACUCAAGGCCAAUGUGGAACAUGCAACAACAACAAAGCAGAUGACUGCAUGUUGCCUGGCGGCCAGUUAGUGCAAAACUGUGGCAUAAUGGCUGACUUUUGGCCUGCACAAGACAUUUAUCAACCAAACUGCCAGAUACCGUCUGUGAUCCCAACCGGUACACCUGAACCCCCACCCACAUUGACUCCGUGCAAGCCGGACUCUGACUGUGAUCUGCUUCUGAGCAGUGUCUUUGAAGAGUGCCAUCCAUUUGUGGAUCCAGACAAUUACUUUCAAGGCUGUGUUUUUGACAGUUGCCAUGUGUCCAACCCAGCGGUAGAAUGCACAAGUUUGCAGACCUACGCUGCCGCUUGUGUUCAGGCCGGCGUUUGUCUACACUGGAGGAAUCAUACCACCCACUGUGAAAGUGACUGUCCAUCUGACAAAGUCUACAAACCAUGUGGUCCUGUUGAACCGCCAACAUGUGAAGACAGUCCUAAUGUACCAACGCUGGACUUCGUCACUGAAGGAUGCUUUUGUCCUGAGGGAACAAAGCUCUUCAACAAAGAAUCAGGCAUAUGUGUUGAUAAGUGCGGAUGUCUUGAUCCUGAGGGUAUUCCUCGUGAGUUUGAUGAAAGGUUUGAGUACAAAUGCCAAAACUGCAUUUGCGAGGAGACCACCAAGGCCAUCACAUGCGUGCCUAAGGCGUGCCCAUCAUUACCUGUAGCCAACUGCACAGGUCCUGGCUUCGUCACUGUCAACGAGACCAAUCCGGCGGACCCUUGCUGUGCCAUCUUAGUUUGUCGAUGUCACAGCAACACGUGUCCAGUCAUAGACAUGGUGUGUCCAGUUGGAUAUACUGUAGUUGUCCGUGUGCCUGAGGGGAAAUGCUGUCCAGAACACACAUGUGAACCGAAAAGGGUUUGUGUCCACAAAGACACUGUAUACCAGCCCGGUGAUAUGGUCCCUGUGGUUCCAUGUCAGGAUUGUGUUUGUACCAACGAUGUGGACCCCCUAACUGGUUUAUUAAUAAUAACCUGCAAGAUGCAGCAAUGUCGAGAACAAUGUGAACAGGGUUACAACUACGUUAAAGUCGAGAAAAAUGACUGCUGUGGAAGAUGUAUUCAGACACACUGCAUCUUAAACAUUCACGGAACUGAACAGCUCCUGAAGCAAGGAGAUACGUGGUCACCACCAGAUGAUAGGUGUGAGCAUUACACCUGUGUAAAAAGUAAUGAGACAUUAACAGCCGUCGGCACGCGCAUUUUGUGUCCACCAUUCCAACAAAGCAACUGCCACCCUGAUACAAUUCAAACUGCAGCAAAUGGCUGUUGUAAAAUCUGUGUGGAGCGGGAGAAGGCAUGCAAGCCGGUGGCCACUAAAAAGUAUAUCACACACAAGAACUGUCAGUCUGUAGAGGAGGUCGACAUUCCAUAUUGUGAAGGUUCCUGCAACACUUACACAAAAUACUCAGAAGAGGCGUCCGCUGUGCAGCCAACCUGCUCCUGCUGUAAGGGGGUCCGGUACAGCAAUCGCACUGUUGACUUGCUGUGUUUGAAUGGAGAUGUGCUUCCUUACUCCUACAUUCACGUGGAUGAGUGUAGUUGCGCUCUCAGCGACUGCAGCAGACCUGCGGGAGCUCCCGCUAGGAGGAGGAGAAGCUUUACUCUUUUGUGAUUUUAAAAUCACAUUUAUGGAUGCUAGAAAACCCUCUUCCAUGCCCUUUGAGACAAAAGUGGUCUCAAAAAAAAUCUUUAUCUGCAUUUCCUUGAA
This is a messenger RNA of Doryrhamphus excisus (bluestripe pipefish), 15843 nucleotides long. The record is from RefSeq and is a predicted model, not a curated record. NCBI's taxonomy places the organism in Eukaryota, Metazoa, Chordata, Actinopteri, Syngnathiformes, Syngnathidae.